AGCUCCCAUCACUCCUCUGCGCGUCUCCACACGGAGCUCACAACGGGGAAUAACGCAAGAACAGCAACGGGAUGUCCCACUAUGCUGUAUGUCUUCAACUGCAGAACCGCACAUCUUCUUGAUUGAAAAGAGGCUUUUUUUAAUAACUUUGAGAUGAUUCUUUUUUGUACUCAUUUGGAUUCUUUAAUGAUUUGAAUGGCACCGAGUGGGAUAUAACCUAAAGCAUAACUCUGCGGCGGACUAAACUCUGGACUAAACACGCGUUAUUGCUUUCAGGACGAUCUCUGCUUAGCAGUUUUACUACCAGACAGUUAUUAACGCGACUUUUUUUGUGGUGGAAUAACUUUCCCAACCUCUCCAGCUGAGGGGCUCACCCGGACAGGGAUGUGCGGGGCUCGGGGUGUCGCGGUGACCAUGUCCGGCAGGACCAGGGUGAUCUGGGCUGCCCUGCUCCUAUUGUCCGGGCUGGUCGGCCAGCUCGGCGCGGUGCAGGCGUUCGGCGAUGAGGUGGAGGAGAUGACCUGCGACCCUAUCCGGAUCUCCAUGUGCCAGGGUCUCGGUUACAACGUCACCAAGAUGCCCAAUCUGGUCGGCAACGUGCUGCAGUCGGACGCGGAGCUGCAGCUGACCACGUUCACACCUCUCAUACAGUACGGCUGCUCCAGUCAACUGAAGUUCUUCCUGUGCUCAGUCUAUGUGCCAAUGUGCACAGACAAGGUGCCAAUCCCCAUUGGUCCAUGUGGUAGCAUGUGUCUGUCUGUCAAGAGAAAAUGCCUCCCCGUACUUAACGAGUUUGGCUUCAUAUGGCCUGAGGUGCUCAACUGCAGCCUCUUCCCACCACAGAACGACCACAACCACAUGUGUAUGGAGGGUCCAGGGGAUGAGGACCCACCCUACCCCCCUGUCCGCCCUCUGGCACCCCAGGAGGAGGAGUGCCAGGCCCUGGGAUCUGCACCCGACCAGUACGCCUGGGUGAGACGAAGCCAGAGCUGUGCUCUGCAGUGCGGCUACGAUAGUGGGCUUUACCGGCGAGGGGCCAAGGUCUUCACGGACGCCUGGAUGGCCGUGUGGGCCGUGUUGUGCUUUCUCUCGACCACUCUGACCGUCCUGACCUUUCUGUUAGAUUCACAGCGUUUCUCCUAUCCUGAAAGGCCAAUCAUCUUCCUCUCCAUGUGCUGUAAUCUAUACAGCGUUGCCUACCUGGUGCGGCUGACUCUGGGGAGAGAGCGUGUUUCCUGUGACCUGGAAGAAGCCGCAGUACCAGUUCUUGUACAAGAAGGGUUAAAGAGUACCGGCUGUGCCAUAGUCUUCCUUCUGCUCUACUUCUUCGGAAUGGCCUCCUCACUGUGGUGGGUAAUCCUCACACUGACCUGGUUCUUGGCUGCUGGUUUGAAGUGGGGCCAUGAGGCUAUUGAAAUGCACAGCUCCUAUUUCCAUAUAGCAGCAUGGGCCAUCCCGGCUGUUAAAACCAUCGUCAUCCUCAUCAUGAGACUGGUAGACGCAGAUGACUUGACCGGGCUCUGUUACGUUGGCAACCAGCAGCAGGAGGCACUUACAGGCUUCGUUGUGGCACCUCUUGCAACAUACCUACUUAUAGGCACUCUGUUCAUCUGUGCUGGCCUGGUGGCUCUCUUCAAGAUCCGCUCCAAUCUGCAGAAGGACGGCGCUAAGACAGACAAGCUCGAGCGUCUGAUGGUGAAGAUUGGGGUGUUCUCUGUCCUCUACACUGUCCCAGCAUCCACUGUCAUCGGGUGCUACCUUUAUCAGCUCUCCAACUGGGGGGACUUCAGGGCCAGUGCCUGGGACUCAUACGUGGCAUCAGAGAUGCUUAGAAUCUUCAUGUCUUUGCUGGUGGGCAUCACCUCCGGCAUGUGGAUCUGGUCAGCAAAGACUCUCCACACCUGGCAGCGCUGCUCCGCCCGCCUUCUCAGGGAUGGCAGGGCAAACCGAGGGGCCAAGAGGGCGCCGGGUGAGGGCUGGAUCAAACCGGGGAAAGGCAAUGAGACAGUGGUGUGACAUGGAGAGAGAGGGAGAGGAGAGGAGAGAAUGGACAGGACAGAAAAAGAGAGGUGGAAAAAGACAAAGUGCCCCACUUCCACCCAACUCCUACCAGCUUCUCUGCCAGAAACUCACAUUGCCAGGAGGUAUGAAGAAGACAGAGAAUGGUGAGGAGAAGAGACAGCAAGAUGGGCGCCAGGACAUAGGAACAUAGGAGUUUCUCAUGGAAGCCAUUGGCUGCAAUGCCAUUAAAACAUCUCGGAGAGAGUCCCUUAGCAUGUCUCUAUCUGCCUCUAUAGCCCUAUUUACACACGGAUCCCGCAAUACUGCCGUAAUGAAGACCUGUCUUUAGACCGGCUUUGUUUUUGUUUGUUUGUUUUUUGUUGUUUUUUUUUUAAACACUAAACAAAGCCGGCAUAAUGCUUCCCUAGUGUGUAAUUUUACAUGGCAUACUGGUGUUCCGGAAGCAGAGACGUGACAUGUAACACCACAGCGUUGGCGUCACCAAUUUUUUUUUUCCUAGGAGAGAGACAAAUUUAUACAUUUUGUGUGGUCAGUUUGUCUUACUGGUUAAGGUUAGGGUUAGGCACAAGUUAGUUAUGGCUAACAUCAGGGAACGGCUACAGAGAAUGAAUGUAAGUCAAUUAAAAAUCCUGUCACCCUCCUAGGGAAAAAAACAUGUCAGUGUAGUCCUGUCCUGCUGGCUCUCCCAUUUACACAUACGUCAACUCAGCUCUGUGACUACCUCGACUGCCGGUUUAACGCCGGAACAGCAAUGGCCCCCCAUUCCGUGUUCGUACAUUUUACACAGAACAGUGAGGCGGAAUAAUGGUGCAACAUUCUCGCCUUGAACAGCCUGUGUAAAAUGGUAUUAUAUCUUCAACACGGACUGAUACAGGGGUGAAGAAGGCAGAAAAAGGGACACACAGACACAUAGAUAAGUAGCAACAGUAGCCUCUCUACCUCUGUAAGACUUACAAUGCCCCGACAGUUCGAGAAAGACAGAGAGACAUGCAGGGGAACUGAGGAACAGGCAGAAAGGAUAGAUAUGCAGGAUAGACCAUUAACACCAGUAACACAAGCUGUCUUCCUCCACGUCUACCUCUCUGUCUCUCUUCUCUCCACCCCGCAAGACUCUAUAAGCCCAGGCCUGUUGGAUACACAAACCCACAUGCCGCUGUCUCAUCUUAAGAGAUGAGAUGUUUUAAGUUUUGAAUUUUAUUACACUGGAGAGUCCUGGUGCAGAUGACAAAUAGAUGUAGGCUGAGAGUUCCCAAUGGCAUCUGAUCUCUAAUAUUAUACUUAUAUGGGUCUUAUAUGGGCCUGCGUCAUCAAAUAAUCCCCCUGUUGGUCAAUGUUAUCCUCCAGGAACAUGGAAUGCAAAACCAAAUGUAAUGAAAUGUGAAAAGUGUGCGCAAAAAGUUGAAACCACAGCCUAAGAUGCAUCUGAGAUGGCUUUAUACAUUUUUGUGGAUUAUGCUGAAAUACACCUAUUAUAGAGCAGUUGGUUUUAUUGCUCAGAAAGUAUUGGGAAACCGGCUAUAAGCUGUUGUAAUACACUCUUUCUAGAUACAGCAGGCAAAGUGCCUCACCAGGGACACUAAUGCUGGGACUAAUAACAAAGGAUUGGACACUUACGUGCACAGUGCCUUUGACAAGGAGUUUGGUCAGCUUUCCAUAUGGGGUCCAUAAUGCUGACUCUUCAGUGAAGCAAAUGGUAUUGGUUGCAAAAUCUAGCAAUACACUUCCCACCCACACCCAGCAUUCUCAAAGUGAGCUGAUGUAGAAGCAACAGACUUAGCAAUGUCAAUGGACCAGGACUGCAGAGCUAAUAAUGGCUGCCUCUAAAAAUGUCAGUGUCCAAACUGAGACUAUCUGAGGCCUUGAGUGUGACAUGAGUGGAUGAAACCUGCAAAGAGAAAAACAGGCUUUCACGUGUGUUUUAUGCUUCAAACAGGCAGAAACAGCCACAGUGGUACACUGUUCCUACAUCUCAUCUGAAGGAAAGGACAGAUAGGGAGACAUAAUGCACAAUUUGUUGGAUCUCUCUGUUGUACAUUUAGGUAAAGCCGAGUCCCAACACAAGUCUGUGUGAGAUGUUAAGUCAUACAGUCACCAAGAACCCUGCGAGUAGCCCGUUGUGCCUUUAAGCUUCACUCAAAUGUUGAAGCAGUGAAGGUAUCUGGGAAAUGUAAGCCUUUGUUUUUUUUUUUUUUUUUUUUUUUUUUACCUCAGUAAUAUGUGAGCAGCAGAGCUGACCUCCACUGAUGUAUGUAGUCCUCCGAAAACCCUGUAUGUGCUCUUGAGUUACCACAAAAUCCAGGAAAUCAAAUUAGUCCCUCCGUCCUCUUUUCCAAACAUGGGACCAGAGGCGGUUUAGGGAAUUAGAAGCUAUUAGACAAUCAGUUCCCAAAACAUGCAUUAUGCAAAAACCAAGUACUGACACACACACACAGAUAAGCACGUGGGUGUACACAAGCAAAAAUGCAGGCAUACACACAUUGAUAGAAUGAGGGAGGCUGUUUGUCCAGGUGAUAUUUUACACUGUCAGCUCCCAUCUGAUCCACCAACUCAUCUAGACUGACAUGUUGAUAUAAUAACCAUAUAAGAAACACAAAUACACAGCAGGGAAUUAUGUCUGUCUAAAUCUGUUUGCCUGCCUGUCUGUAUGCUCUGCUUUCUGUCUUCUUCUCACUUAGUUCUGUCAGUCCGAUUGUUUAUGUUUGCCUGCAUUUCUCAGCCUGUAUUGACUUUAUUCAGAACAAGAAUUGCUUUAAUUUGCCACGUACAACUGGUGCACAAGGAAUUUGACCUGGUUGUUUGUUUGUUUUUAACAGUACAGGAGUGUUACACAAUAGAGGACUGGCACACUGAGUGCAGUGCAAAAUGUAACAGGACUUACUACAUACUGCAGAUGAGUUGCAGUAAAAUGAGUAACUACCAAUUCACAGAUGCAGCUUAUUGGGAAGCCUUUAUAGAAAAUGUUUGUUUUUUUUUAGCCCAUCUGCCUCUUUGUCUGCCUUUACUUUCCCACAUGUAUGUCCAAAUUACCCUCCUGUCUGUUUUUAUGUCUGACAAUCAAAGUUCGGCUUUAAUUACAAUAUUUUAUUCAUGGUCCACACUUAACAUGUCUUACCACUACAUUCACCGUUUUCUGCAGCAGCUCCUGCAUAUAUUUGCCAGACAAUCUAUUUAGCUAAGCUGUUUUCUAUUUCAGUAAGUGUUUUGAAUGUACAAUACUUUGGGUGUGAGUCAUAUUACCAUUUAGUCCUCAUCUUGUCUUCUACAUUUGAGCAGAACGAACAAGAUUUGGCAACUUAAUUUUGUACAAGGGCUGGAAUCAUUUGCGGCUUUUCCCUCCAGUGUGAUUUUCUUAACCAGAUAGUGCCUCACGUAGCCUGUCACAGGUAUUUUUUAGACAAAUGUUUAGAAUGGCACAGAAUACAGUUGGACAGGUGUGUGCUGCAUUUCCCCCAAAACAUAUUAAAUGUAACAGCAUCCUUGUUGUACUGUAAGUCAGCAUAACAAAGAUACUUUUGAAUAUUCUUGGGAAACCCACAACCAUGAAACAGUCUUGACCAGUGUUUCUCAAACAGUAUGCCUCAGCACACUGAUUACAUUUCAAAAUGCAAACAAAUGUUACAUUGAAUUAAGUUAAUGCAGUUUCCCUCUUGGACUGUCUUAAUGUUUGGCUGUCUCCUUUUGUAUGAUCACAUUUGGCUUCAGGUGACAUUUCUGAGCAAUCACUGAAUAGUUAUAGCCUCAAAAUGUGGUAAAUGUGUGCCACGGUCUUAAAAAGGUUGAGAACCACUAAUGACAAAGAUAUUUUAAUGGCUUUUGAGAUGCCCAGAUAGGAAUCAGUGUUUAGGUCAGUUCACCAACACCGAUCUGAAUCUUUAGGGUCUAGACUCUCUUCCUACAGUAGGCUAUAUGACUGUAGCCUAGCCGUUAGCUUGUAGCUCCAUGAAGUGUUUUUCUGUUUUGUAAAGCAAACCCAGUGUCUUGAUGAUGUCAUCAAUGUAUUAUAAGAAAAUUGCUAAUUUAUCUUUGUAAAAACAUGACAAUUUUUUUUAAAAAAACAUGUUUGUUAUUUAAAAAACACUUUUGUAUCAGAAGAUGUUGAAUUAAAACUUUUUGGUUUUCAACAU
Myripristis murdjan (pinecone soldierfish) is the source of this 6146-nucleotide messenger RNA. It is a transcript of the gene fzd4, whose product is annotated as frizzled class receptor 4. Gene Ontology annotation, cellular component: plasma membrane. Gene Ontology annotation, biological process: canonical Wnt signaling pathway; non-canonical Wnt signaling pathway; retina vasculature morphogenesis in camera-type eye. Gene Ontology annotation, molecular function: Wnt-protein binding; Wnt receptor activity. The record is from RefSeq and is a predicted model, not a curated record. The transcript has 6 exons. NCBI's taxonomy places the organism in Eukaryota, Metazoa, Chordata, Actinopteri, Holocentriformes, Holocentridae. Bases 385 to 2016 code for a protein of 543 amino acids.